Trichobilharzia szidati is the source of this 616-nucleotide messenger RNA. Lineage: Eukaryota; Metazoa; Platyhelminthes; Trematoda; Strigeidida; Schistosomatidae. The record is from the annotation of a GenBank genome assembly.
UAUUCAAAUCUAUUUUGUGUUUCAGCUGAUAAUGACGACAAUCCAACAAGAAGUUGUUAACACUGAAAACUGUGGAAAGCUUAAUGUAUUCAUUCAAGGUCCAAGAAAUGCUAAUGUCGCCUUCUUAACAGUUCAUGAUCUUGGUUGUAAUCACAAUGAGAUGGUUAAUUUUCUUGCUCAUGAAUCUAUGGAACCAUUAGCUAAUCGAUGUACUUGGGUACAUGUUGAUGUUCCAGGACAAGGUGAUGGAGAAUCUGAUUUACCACCUGACUACACAUUCCCAACUGUUCAACAACUUGCUGAAGGAAUGAAUGAAGUGUGCAAUGCUCUUAGGUUACAGCAUAUUGUUGUAUUUGGUGAAGGAGCUGGAGCUAAUAUACUAGUUAGACUAGUGAUGUUAAGGCAAGAUUUAAUAUUAGGCGCAGUUUUAAUUCAUUGCACAGGGACUAGCGCAGGUCUGUCUGAAAGUCUUCGUGAUAGAUUGAUUGGAUGGAAGUUGAACACAGUUGGAAUGAAUCCGACAGCAGAAUCAUAUCUAUUAAUGCAUCGAUUUGGAUCAUCUGUUAAUGUACGCUUACAAAGACUGAAUGAGGUUCCCGCACAAGAAGUAUCAUAG